UGAAAAACAAACACACUCCUCACUCUCGAAGCGGCAGCGGUCAUGAAAGAUAAAGAAACCCAUCUUCGUCCACAAAUCAAAUUAAAUAAAAACCCUAACUCUCCUCUGCUUUCUCUCUCCAACAUUUCAAUAACAACAUUUCAUUCCUUAUCCGGAUCGACCUGCCGGAGCUCCGACCUGUCAAAUGGCGGAGAGAGAGGGACGGAACGGAGAUGAUCGGAGUGAGACUAGUGAUUACACGUCGGAGGACGAGGGGACCGAAGACUACAGGCGCGGAGGCUACCACGCUGUCCGAAUCGGAGAUACAUUUAAGCACGGGCGUUACAUAGUCCAGAGCAAGCUCGGUUGGGGUCACUUCUCCACUGUCUGGCUAGCUUGGGACACUCUAAAAUCCAAAUAUGUGGCCCUGAAAGUUCAAAAGAGUGCUCAGCAUUAUACUGAAGCAGCAAUGGAUGAAAUUACAAUACUAAAGCAAAUUGCUGAAGCGGACCCUGAUGAUAUGAAGUGUGUUGUGAAGUUACUGGAUAACUUUAAACAUUCAGGCCCUAAUGGUCAACACGUUUGCAUGGUUUUUGAGUACUUGGGUGAUAAUCUGCUGACCCUCAUCAAGUAUUCAGACUAUCGAGGGAUUCCUCUUCACAAGGUGAAGGAAAUUUGUGCCCACAUUCUAGUUGGUCUAGAUUAUCUUCAUCGUGAACUCUCUAUAAUACACACAGACUUAAAGCCAGAAAACAUUUUACUUCUAUCGAUGAUUGAUCCAGCCAAAGAUCCAAUAAAGUCUUGUGCGCCACUCAUUCUCCCAUCCAGUAAAAACAAGGUUGUCUCAGAGACUGGGUGUUCAAAGGAGACUAGGAGCUCAAAUGGUGAUCUGACAAAAAACCAGAAGAAGAAAAUACGGAGAAAAGCUAAGAGAGCUGCUCAAAGAUGUACUGGAAAAGAAGCUUCUGAUGAACUUGAGCCAGAUAAUGAAGUAGGUACUCCUGAACAUUCUAAUCAUGAGGAAAAUCCAGAUGGGGACUUAAAUGAUGAUCACACUGAGUCUAGAUCCCAAGAAGAUGUACCCAAAAAAAACAGCGGAAACUUGAUAGAUGGGAACCAAGAAAUUCAGAAACAUAAGAGAGGCAGCCGUUUGACAAGGCAGAAGCUGUUAGCUGAAGUGGAACUCAAAUGCAAAUUGGUCGAUUUUGGGAAUGCAUGUUGGACUUAUAAACAGUUCACAAGCGAUAUCCAGACCAGGCAAUAUAGAUGUCCAGAAGUGAUCCUGGGUUCCAAAUAUUCAACUUCUGCAGAUCUAUGGUCCUUCGCUUGCAUUUGUUUUGAGUUGGCAACUGGAGAUGUCCUUUUUGAUCCUCACAGUGGUGACAAUUAUGACAGAGAUGAGGAUCACUUGGCCUUGAUGAUGGAGCUUCUUGGGAUGAUGCCGCGAAAGAUUGCCUUAGGGGGGCGCUAUUCACGGGAAUUCUUUAAUAGAUAUGGAGACUUGAGGCACAUUAGGCGGUUGCGGUUCUGGCCGAUAACUAAGGUGCUCAUGGAAAAAUAUGAGUUCACUGAGAAAGAUGCAACCGAGAUGUCAGAUUUUCUUGUCCCCAUACUUGAUUUUGUACCAGAGAAAAGACCCACGGCAGCACAGUGUCUUAACCACCCAUGGCUAACUGGAGGUCCAACACACCCUGUGCCUUCUCCAGUAGUUAACUCACUUCCACCAGAUGUCCCGGAGAAAGGAAACAUUAUGGAGAAAGAUGAGAGGGAAACGAUGGAAGCCAGAGUGGGGAAUAUGGCCAUUGAUGGAACUACUUCAAAGUCAGCAGCAGGGGGGAAGGCUUCUUCUCAAUCUGCGGUUAACACGACAAUGAAAAUAUAGGAUUGGUGGUUUACUGAUUUCUUUUUAAUGAAUUGGUAUGAGCGGCUGAUUUCAUUAUGAUUCUUUUUCGGGAUAAGCGGAAAUGUUCAUGAACAGUUACGGUUGAACUUAGAAUUGUUGUAAUGUGUACAUUUGAGAUUCAAGUGGUUUGUGUCAAGUAAUACAGACAGUGGGGAAGAUGAGAAAAUUGAUGUUUAUCUUUUUGCAAAUGCCAAAGCUCUUCCAUUAAGCUUUAUGCAUAUAGGUAGAACUUUAGAACAGUAGAAGACAAACAAUUUAUUCUACAUUUUUGUGUCGUAUGGUCACAUCUAUUGUUGAGCUAAUGUCCAGCUGCUUCUGAUGUUCUAUUGUUGCCACAAAUACUUGUGUAAAAAAAUGUUUCUUUCAAUGUAAAAAAAGGAGAGGAUUGUAUCCAUAAAUACUGUCAAAUUUGAA
Messenger RNA from Cuscuta europaea, 2296 nucleotides. The record is from the annotation of a GenBank genome assembly. Lineage: Eukaryota; Viridiplantae; Streptophyta; Magnoliopsida; Solanales; Convolvulaceae.